GAGCUGACAAACUAAAUCAGUUACAGUUGAACGUUCGCAGCAAACAGUACGAGACGUUGAAGACGAAUCAGUCGUGUUCAUUUUAUUUAAUAAAUUGAAAUUAAUUUAAAUUUAUUUAAUUGAAAUUCUGUGGGCAGUAAUAUAUAUUAAAAUGAAAUUAUUCAUACUUGCGUUCGCACUGCUGGUGGGGCUCUUUGCAAGCCAAGCUCAGGCCAACUCCAAAAUGGUUUGCUAUUAUGAUUCAUCGAGUUUCACACGUGAAGGUUUGGGCAAACUACUUAAUCCAGAUCUGGAAAUUGCCUUGCAGUUUUGCUCGUACUUGGUGUAUGGCUACGCCGGCAUUAAUCCGAACAACUACCAGAUAUUCAGUUUAAAUGAGGGCUUGGAUAUAGGAAAGCAUCAGUUUUCGGAAAUAACUGCUCUUAAGAAGAAACAUAGUCACCUAAAAGUUUUACUCAGUGUUGGUGGAGAUAAAGAUAAUGAUGCCAAUCAUCCAAACAAGUACAUUGAGCUGCUUGAAAGUGACAAAGCUAAACAAGCCAUCUUCAUAAAUUCAGCGCACACAUUGUUGCGUAGCUAUGGAUUCGAUGGUCUUGAUUUGGCAUUCCAAUUUCCCAAGAACAAAGCAAGAAAAGUGCAUUCAGAUGUCGGCAUGGUGUGGAAAAAAUUUAAAAAAAUAUUUACUGGCGAUUUCAUAGUAGAUCCUCAGGCUGAUAUGCAUAAGGAACAGUUCACAGCAUUUGUACGAGAUUUACAUAACUCUCUGAGACAAGACAAUUUGCUUUUGUCUUUAACGGUUUUGCCUAAUGUUAACUCAACCUGGUACUAUGAUGUGCCUGCGAUUUCCGGUCAAGUGGAUUGGGUGAAUUUGGCAGCAUUUGAUUUUCUUACACCAGAUCGGAACCCUGAAGAAGCGGAUUACACAGCACCAAUCUAUCCUUUGAACGAGCAAAACCGUUUACCUCACUACAAUAUUGAUUAUCAAGUUGAUUAUUGGUUGUCACAUCAAUGUCCGUCACAGAAAAUUUUUAUCGGUGUUGCUAGCUAUGGUCGUGCUUGGAAAUUGAGCACAGAUUCUGGUACAAGUGGUGUACCUGUUGUAUCAAAAACUGAAGGUGCUGCAGCACCUGGAAUGCAAAGUCAAAUUCCCGGUCUCCUCAGUUGGCCCGAAAUUUGCUCUAAGUUACCCAACGCUGGAAAUCUUUACUUACACGGUGCUGAUGCGCCGUUGCGUCUGGAGAAGCAUCCUGAAAACACGAGACGACAUGGCAAUUAUGCUUUCCGAGCAGCUGAUGCUAAUGGUGAACACGGUAUUUGGGUAAGUUAUGAGGACCCUGAAACUGCAUCCAACAAAGCAAGUUAUGCCAAUGCAAUGAAUUUGGGUGGCGUGUCAUUGUUUGAUUUGAGCUAUGAUGAUUUCCGCGGCCUAUGCUCUGGCGAUAAGUAUCCCAUCUUACGUGCCAUCAAAUACAAAUUGUAAACUACAAUAUUUUAUAAUUAAAUCUAAUUUUAUGUAAAUAAAAAUACCAAAUAUUUUUCCAUUGAA
Molecule: messenger RNA, 1546 nt
Organism: Teleopsis dalmanni
Lineage: Eukaryota; Metazoa; Arthropoda; Insecta; Diptera; Diopsidae
Product: chitinase-like protein Idgf2
Exons: 3
Coding region: 152-1480 (442 amino acids)
Biological process (GO): chitin catabolic process; carbohydrate metabolic process
Cellular component (GO): extracellular region
Molecular function (GO): chitin binding
Source: RefSeq, a predicted model, not a curated record